Molecule: messenger RNA, 2865 nt
Organism: Plectropomus leopardus (leopard coralgrouper)
Lineage: Eukaryota; Metazoa; Chordata; Actinopteri; Perciformes; Serranidae
Gene: sxph
Product: saxiphilin
Biological process (GO): iron ion transport
Cellular component (GO): plasma membrane; recycling endosome; early endosome
Source: RefSeq, a predicted model, not a curated record
AAGACAGAUUGAUCCAAAUCUUUGAUCAGCUAUAGGGCAGCAUGCGAGGACUUUUACUCUUUUUCAUCGUCAUCUGCUGCAGCAGGGCCAAGAAGAUGCGCUGGUGCACGGUGUCAGAUCCUGAACAGAGGAAGUGCGCAGAACUGGCUAAAGCUCUGGUGGCAGUGCUGCCGCCAGCUGCUGUGGCAGCUUUCGCCAGACUGUCAUGCAUACGAGCGUCCAGCACGACUGACUGCAUCGAUAGGAUCAGGGCAAACCGUGCCGAUAUAGUGACGUUAGAUGCAGGAGAAGUUUAUUCCGCUGUGAAGCAGUUUGGCCUCGUUGCCAUCGCCAAGGAGAUAUACAGUGACGGAGGCUGUAUUCUGUCUGUGGCUGUGGUGAGAAACAGCAGUCUGGACAUUCGGUCCCUGCAGGGCCACAGGAGCUGUCACAGUGGGGUUCGAUGGACAGCCGGAUGGAGUCUCCCACUCGGCUUCCUCUUGUCCCGCAACUACCUGAGCUGGUCAAAGGAGCAGCCACUCAGUCAGGACGUCAGUACCUUUUUCAGUGCCAGCUGUGUUCCCGGAGCUGCUGCCAUGGCGCCACCUCUGUGCGCUCUGUGCCAAGGCCAGAAGUCCUACAUUCGCCAGAAGAAUUACCACUGUGAAACGUCCCACAGUGAGCCCUACUACAACAGCCAAGGAGCCCUCAGAUGUCUCAGGAGUGGAGCAGGAGAUGUUGCAUUUGUGGACCACCUGGCUCUUGAAAAUAUUGAAGACAGUGAUGAGUUCAGGUUACUGUGCACUAAUGGCACACAAGCUCCUCUCAGUGACUACAGAAACUGUAAUUUGGGACGUGGUCCUGGAGGCGGCAUGGUCACCAGAUUUAACUUUCGAAAGAUUGCUCGCAAAUUUGUAUCGACGGUGCAGAUGCUGUUUGGCGAACGAGGAAAAGAGAGGCAGCGCUUCCAACUCUUCAACUCAUCGUCUUUUGGAGAAAGUGACCUUCUCUUCAAAGAUGCGACAGAUAAACUCGCCGUCCUGCAAGAUGACAUGGACGUCAGUCAGGUGCUGGGGCUCGAUUAUGUGGCUCUCCUCAAAGGGCUCGGACAUGAAGGAAGUUCACUGGAGGACAGUGUUGUGCGGUGGUGCUGUAUCAGCCACGCAGAGCAGAAGAAAUGUGAGCAGUGGGCUCUCAGUAUAAAGUCCGACCCGCUGGUUUGUGUCCGAGCCGUCUCAAUGAAAGAUUGCAUCGAGAAGAUUAAGAGGGACGAGGUGGACACUGUCUCACUGGACGCAACUCACUCUUUCAUCGCAGGAAAAUGUGGUCUUGUCCCUGUCGUAACCGAAUAUUAUGGAGGAAAAUGUGUUCCUGCCGAAGGAGCUACACACUUAGAGACUGACGUGAUGCCCUCAGUGGUGGGUGUUGCGGUGGGAAAACGCUCCAGCAGAAACAUAUACAUCGGGAACCUCGGAGGCCGGCGCUCCUGUCACGGCCACAUGUACAGCCCUGCAGGCUGGCUGCUGCCGUACAGACACACGUUAAGCCUGGAGCACAACAGCAGCUCCCCCUGUGAUCCACACCAAGUGUACAAUGACGUGUUUUGGAAAGGCUGUCUUCCCGGCUCUCAGGGGAAUCUGUGCAAAGUGUGUCUGGGAGGCACGGGAGAGGCUGCCACCAAACGCUGCGCUGACAACCACAAUGAGCGUUACUAUGGAAACAUGGGGGCAUUACGGUGUCUGGUUGGAGACCCCAGUGGUAAAAGCUACGGCGAUGUGGCGUUCCUUGAGCAGCACAACCUACUUGCCAACAUCCUCAGUUUGAGCUCCACCGGUUGGGCGGACGGCUGGAGUUCAUCAGACUUUGAGCUGCUGUGCGCUGAUGGUCGCCGGGCCGCCUUGUCAGAGUGGGAGAGCUGUAACCUCGGAGUCAUCCCUCCGAACACCAUCAUGACACGGCCGGUGCUCACAGCACGAGUGUACGACUUCCUCAUGAAGUCACAGGAAACAUUGACGUCCAACCCAAACGCAGAGUUCAAGCUCUUUGAGUCUCAGCAAUAUGGAGAAAGUGAUCUGCUGUUCAAAGAUGCAACUCAGUGUUUUGUCCACACCAGCCACAUGGACUACCGCUCCAUCCUCGGAGAGGAGUUUUACAGUCACAUAGAAACUGUCUUCAACUGCACACACUCUGAUAUCUUGGAGUUUUGUAAUCAGGACGUGUGCAGCAUAUUCUGAUGGACACACAAGGAAACGUUACCUCUCUCUGUCCCACUCAGUGGUUCAAGCUUUCAUAAACUUACUGGACUCAAGUCAAAACUCUUCUGCCUGACUAAAAUGUGUUACAUUUUCAAAUGCACCAAAUAUAUCACUGUAUUUGUUAAUAUAUCUCUAAAUGAGUGUGAGACUGGGGACCAUUAGAUAUAUGGGGAUGACAUAUUAAAGCAAUACUUCAUUAAACAGCCCUGGAAUAAAUGUGUCGACUCUGGAGGAUUUACAUUUUUACAGAUAUUUUAUUAAAGAAUCUCCACACUUGUUUCAAAAAUGUUUGAGAUAAAGGUUCGUUUGAAUGAAGUUGUCUGAGCUCUUCACGGGAAGAAAACUUACUACAGCUGAAUACAGAGAGGACUACUGCUUUAUACUUGUGUGUAAUGUUUUGUACAAAUUAUGUACCACAGUGUAUGAUUUGUACCAAUAUGUAAUGAAAUGUAAUGCAGUUAAGUGGGUGAAAAGUUCUGUGGCCAUCUUUUUCUAUAUUACCUGUAUCUGUGUUUACUGUUUUAGCUAAUAACUUUUAUUGUAUAAAUAAUUUAAAUAUAUUGAUUCAUUGCAAUUUAUUAUCAAGAAUAAAUGGAUUAUGGCUGUACAGUAAAAUAAACAAAUAAAUAAA